UUAUGUGCCACUAGAUAUUCUCAUGCUCGAUUGUAGCGAUCAAAUAAUGUUUAUUCAAACUACCGCAUUGAGUUAGGAGUGUUGCAUCGUUUCGCAAGUCCGUGGUGCUAAGCUGUUUAGGGAUUUAAACUCGGUAGAUUGUCUCGUUUAGCUCUAAGCACCCAUUUGCACUAAAAUUUCUACGUAUUUACCUACGGCAGAGAAAGUUUACUGAAACUAAAACAACCUCCUCUAUAGCUGAUUAAGUCUUCCCAUCGACCACGUGUAAGCAGCGUUAAACAGUUCUAAAGUAUAUAGAAGUAAAAAGGAAGGCCCGUCUCAUUGAUAAGGACACGAGAGAUUGACUCAGCCCAUAGACACAAACAUGUUGCUAUUUUGAAACGUUUUUAAGUGCGAUUAAUCGGAUCGAACCGGCCACAAAACUAAGCUUAAUCACAACAACUGCCCCCCUUCUUUCGUGCCUCGGGAAUAGCGAAGGUGGAAGACGAUGGCAAGUGUUGGUUUGACCCUCGAGAAGGCCCUUAUGACGACAAUGACCAGAAGCAGAGGGAGUACAAUAACAACGUCGAACGUCAGACUUUACCAACAACAACAACAACAACAACGGCAGCACAUGAUUAGGACAGCACGGGUCGAGGCUAAAUUGAAAGAUCUUCCGUGCGAAGGAUUCAGUUGCAAACGAGAAGCGAAACUGAAAGGAAGUGCAAGUGACUUAGAACACGGUUGGACAAAGUUGAACACACGUAGGACAAGUGACAGCAGUUGGAAGGGACUGAUUUCCGAGAGAAGAAGAUAUUAUCAUAGUUUUAAACGUUAUUCAAUUAGUGGACUGAUUGGUCGGGGCAAUAUGGUGCAUACGAAGAAUAGCAAGAAGAGCUUGGCCAGUCAGAAUGGAGAAGAUAUUUUAUCGUUUGGCAGGCACUAUCAUACCGAUACCAAGGACAGUCCGAACGAAAUGGCCAAACUGAUCGACGGAAAGCAAAUUGCGGCCGACAUUCGCGAGGAGCUGCGGGAGCUGAUCGCAGAAUGGAUGAAACAGGGCCCGAAUCGUGCUCCUCAGUUGACGGCUAUCUUGAUCGGAGAGGAUCCUGCCAGUAACACCUAUGUUUCAAACAAGAUGAAGGCCGCAGCCGACGUCGGCAUCAGUAGCAAAACGGAACGCUACGGAGCGGAUAUAACAGAGGAGCAACUGUUGAAGCGGAUCGAAGAGUUAAACAAUGAUGACUCGGUAGAUGGCAUUCUAGUGCAGCUGCCGGUUCCGGGUCACAUCAACGAACGCAAAGUGUGCAAUUCCGUGUCCUGCGACAAGGACGUGGAUGGUUUCAACGAGCGCAACAUUGGACGGCUCUGUCUGGAUAUGAACACUCUGAUUCCGUGUACUCCGCUGGGCGUACAGGAACUGAUCAAACGAACCGAAAUCGAGACGUUCGGUAAGAACGCGGUGGUUGUGGGUCGUUCCAAAAACGUCGGCAUGCCAAUUGCGAUGUUGCUGCAUGCAGAUGGACGGAACGACACUUGCGCCAUGGAUGCUACGGUUACGAUCUGCCACAGGUUUACUCCGCAGGAGGAGUUGACCCGUUUCUGUCGAUCGGCGGACAUAAUCGUCACGGCCACUGGCGUACCUGGACUGAUCAAAGCCGACAUGGUUAAAGAAGGGGCAGCAAUCAUCGAUGUUGGAAUUACCCGCGUGCAGGAUCCCGUCACUGGCAGGAACAAACUGGUGGGAGACGUGGACUUUGACGAGGUCCGCAAAGUGGCAGGCCACAUUACUCCAGUGCCGGGCGGUGUCGGUCCUAUGACCGUCGCAAUGCUGAUGAAAAAUACGUUUAUUGCAGCGAAGAAUUUGGCUCAAAAGAAGCGAGCAGGAAACGUGUGAGGAACAUAAGCCAUGAGGACAAUAAAUCGGUAGGAAUAAGGCAAGGAAAGAGUACAAGUGAAGAGACCCAGCCAACAUUGGAAGCAGAAUGAGAGCUUGUUCGGGGCAAAUAUGCCACUUUAACUAAAAUAUGGCUUAAUUGGCCUUUAAUUGGCUCAAACUGUUGGUCGGGGAGGCAGAUAAUCUUAUAUAUUUCGUUUAUAAGCCAGUAUUUUCGAGAGGUGUUUCAUUUUUAUUCAGAUCAUAUUAUGAUAAAAAAAUAUCGUAAAAAGAACAACGCCAAAGCGGCAGUUGUUAUUUUAAAUAAGACAAUGGAUCUGUUGAAAUAUAACUUAA
Molecule: messenger RNA, 2212 nt
Organism: Ochlerotatus camptorhynchus
Lineage: Eukaryota; Metazoa; Arthropoda; Insecta; Diptera; Culicidae
Gene: Nmdmc
Product: NAD-dependent methylenetetrahydrofolate dehydrogenase
Exons: 5
Coding region: 488-1876 (462 amino acids)
Biological process (GO): tetrahydrofolate interconversion
Cellular component (GO): mitochondrion
Molecular function (GO): methylenetetrahydrofolate dehydrogenase (NAD+) activity; methenyltetrahydrofolate cyclohydrolase activity; methylenetetrahydrofolate dehydrogenase (NADP+) activity
Source: RefSeq, a predicted model, not a curated record